UCGAAUUGCAAUUGGUGAAUGCUGUUGCCUUUCGGCCAAUCACGGAGCAUUUCCUUGGAGAGUCUAGCGGCACAUUGCUUGCAUUGGAACAACAGUGGGCUCAAGGAGGAAGAAACGCUGUGGCACCAUGGGUGUGUUAUCCACGUUGAUGAGGGGCUUGGUAAGAGGAGCGGACAGACUGGCUGAGUUCACCAGUAAGCGUGGAUCAAGGACUCAUAAUAAAGGCAGGGGUGCAAGGCCCACCGGACUGAAGCUCUCCAGCAGAAAGUUUCUGUCCAUACGGACCAUGAUUCCUGAGUUUGUGGUGCCUAACUUGGAGGGAUUCAAACUCAAACCCUACGUAUCGUAUCGUUCUCCUCGAGGAACAGAGCCUCCACUCACAGCACAAAGUGUGUUUGCUGAAGUUGUGGCCCCUCGGAUCAAGAAAGACUUUGAAGAGGGCACUUUCAGCAAAGAACAGCUGGAGAAAUAUGGAUUUGAGCCCAACCAGGACGGAAAGCUCUUCAAGCUGUAUCCCAAGAACUAUGUGCGUUAAAGAUGCACUCGCAAUGUAAUGUAUUUACAAAGAGACAAAAAGCUGCAGACUAACUGGUGUGACACCUUUAGCCCUUGUGUUGUCUUCCCAUCAUUUUUGAUGCCUUUUUUCACAGUUUGUUUUUGCUUUUUGCAACGUUUUAAAUUGUUAAAAUUUUCUUCGUAAAUAUUUCCAGCGCGUAUUUCUACGUCUCAUAUUUUCUGAUAUGAAACAUAUUUAAAACGGGUCAAUUUGAACCAAAGUCAACACAAGGGUUAGGAAAAUCAUCACAAAUGGGACUGUAUAAUGUGUAGUGGUUGACUCUUUUGUUACUUGAUCAUCUGGCAAAAUAAAACUUAAGGGGCUAUGAUCCAUA
Molecule: messenger RNA, 890 nt
Organism: Perca flavescens (yellow perch)
Lineage: Eukaryota; Metazoa; Chordata; Actinopteri; Perciformes; Percidae
Gene: mrpl41
Product: mitochondrial ribosomal protein L41
Exons: 2
Coding region: 128-535 (135 amino acids)
Biological process (GO): translation
Cellular component (GO): mitochondrial large ribosomal subunit
Molecular function (GO): structural constituent of ribosome
Source: RefSeq, a predicted model, not a curated record